This is a messenger RNA of Aegilops tauschii subsp. strangulata, 1410 nucleotides long. RefSeq names its product enoyl-CoA hydratase 2, peroxisomal. Gene Ontology annotation, cellular component: peroxisome. Gene Ontology annotation, biological process: fatty acid beta-oxidation. NCBI's taxonomy places the organism in Eukaryota, Viridiplantae, Streptophyta, Magnoliopsida, Poales, Poaceae. The record is from RefSeq and is a predicted model, not a curated record. Gene Ontology annotation, molecular function: 17-beta-hydroxysteroid dehydrogenase (NAD+) activity; (3S)-3-hydroxyacyl-CoA dehydrogenase (NAD+) activity; enoyl-CoA hydratase activity.
AUGUGCUGUGUUGCGCUGUCCCCGCCCACUGUGACACGUAUCGGUCGCCGGCGGCUAAGCUGCUCCGUCUUCCUUGACCCCUCUCUCCCCUCUCCUGUCGCUUCAUCCUUGACGCCACGCCACCGCUCUCCUCCCACCCCCUUCUAUAUCAAUCGCCGCUCCCCCGGCGGCAGACACAGCGGAGCGCAUCUCGACGGCGGCCAUGGCGACGAACGGGAGGACCGUCGCGUCCGUCGACCCCGACGUCGCGCUCGCCUACAAGUUCCCCGAGGUCUCCUUCGCCUACGACGAGAGGGACGUGGCGCUCUACGCGCUCGGCGUGGGGGCCUGCGGCGCGGACGCCGUCGACGACAAGGAGCUCCACCUCGUGCACCACAGGGACGGCCAGCGCCACAUCAAGGCGCUUCCUACCUUUGCGUCUUUAUUUCCUAACAAGAACAGCAAUGGGCGUGGAAUUGUUAAUGUGCCUGGCAUUCACUUCGAUGCAAGCCUUCUAUUGCACGGUCAACAAUACAUAGAGAUCUACAAGCCAAUUCCUUCAUGUGCCAGUGUUGUAAACAAGGUUAAGGUAGCUGGUUUGCACGACAAAGGGAAAGCAACUAUUCUCGAGAUCGAAACGACCACCAGUCUCAAAGAUUCUGGCGAAGUGUUAUGUAUGAACAGGAGUACUAUUUUCUUGCGUGGCGCUGGGGGUUUUUCGGACUCUUCCCGGCCGUACUCGUAUACGACUUAUCCUGCCAACCAGAUUUCUCGCAUUUCUAUUCCAAAUUCCGCACCUUCUGCAGUGUAUGAAGACCAGACACAACAAUCCCAGGCACUCUUAUACAGGUUAUCUGGGGAUUAUAAUCCUUUGCAUUCAGACCCUAUGGUUGCACAGGUUGCAGGGUUCACCCGUCCAAUACUGCACGGCCUCUGCACUCUGGGGUUCGCGGCCCGGGCGGUCAUCAAGUCGUUCUGCAACGGGGAUCCAGCGGCGGUGCGGAACAUCUUCGGCCGGUUCCUGCUGCACGUCUACCCCGGCGAGACGCUGGUCACCGAGAUGUGGGUCGACGGCCAGAGGGUGCAGUACCAGACCAAGGCGAAGGAGCGUGACCGCGCCGUGCUUUCCGGAUACGUGCUGCUCAAACACAUCCCCUCAUCAUUGUGUGGCAGGUCAUCAGGUGCUGAUAAUGGAGGAGGCCGGCUGUAGGAGCCUUCCGGCCAAGGACGAAGAAGAGGAAGAAGAAGAAGAAACAGUCUCGGGGCAAUUGACGGCCGGAGAGGAUGCACAGCCAGAGACAGAGUGACGGCGGUGGAGCAGACCGGCCGGCACGUUUCUGUAUCAUAGUAUAUCACACUUUGUGACCCGUUCAGUCUAAAUAAAAUCAAUUUUGCAUGUGCACCUGCUCAUGCAUCGACACCAGCAACUAA